This is a messenger RNA of Fukomys damarensis (Damara mole-rat), 3814 nucleotides long. Its product is annotated as zinc finger protein 420. The transcript is spliced from 7 exons. Bases 292 to 3303 code for a protein of 1003 amino acids. The record is from RefSeq and is a predicted model, not a curated record. Gene Ontology annotation, molecular function: RNA polymerase II cis-regulatory region sequence-specific DNA binding; DNA-binding transcription repressor activity, RNA polymerase II-specific. NCBI's taxonomy places the organism in Eukaryota, Metazoa, Chordata, Mammalia, Rodentia, Bathyergidae. Gene Ontology annotation, biological process: negative regulation of transcription by RNA polymerase II.
GGCUGGUCCUGGGUCCCGAACUGUGCUUCUGUUGAAGUAAGGGUGUCAGGACUGUCAGAGCUGAAACGCGCGGGGGAAGAGUCGCUGGGAGUGUACGGCCGUGUCUCCUGCGGUUUUGUGCGCCUGACUGGUCUUGGUGACAGUGUGGACAGCCAGCCGGAGCUGAGAGGAGGAAAGAAUGGCUGUUGCACAUUCAAAAACAAAGUUCAAGUUCUGCCUUUUCCAGGCCCUCUGCUUCUCUAACAUAGGAGCCCAAAAGAAGAUUGAUCAUUUCUUGAAGCUCUAAAAACCAUGUUUCAGAGAUCAGUGAUGUUCAGGGAUGUUGCCAUUGAUUUCUCUCAGGAAGAGUGGGAAUGCCUAGACUCUACUCAAAGGGAUUUGUACAGAGACGUGAUGUUGGAGAACUAUAGUAACUUGGUGUCACUAGACUUACCUUCAAGAUGUGCCAAUAAAGACUUGUCUCAAAAAAAGAACGUUAAUGAAAGAACAUUCUCCCACUGGGAAAUGAAUGGUCGGCUUGAAAACUGUGAGCUUGAUAAAUCCAAUUCCAGAGAUUAUUUGGAAUUCAAAGGCAAGUUGGAAAAGCAACAAAAUCAGAAAGAAUAUUUUGUUCAAGGGAUGAUGACAUAUGACAAAAUGUCUAUUUUCAACCACCAUACUUAUUUAUCUCAACAUCCAAGAUGUCAUUCUUUGGAGAAACCCUAUAAGUGUAAGGAAUGUGGAAAAGCCUUCCGUCGAGCCUCACACCUAACUCAACAUCAGAGUAUUCACACAGGUGAAAAACCCUAUGAAUGUAAGCAAUGUGGGAAGGCCUUUAGUCGUGAUUCUCAGCUCAGUCUUCAUCAGAGACUUCACACUGGUGAGAAACCCUAUGCAUGCAAAGAAUGUGGGAAGGCCUUUACUCAAAGCUCACAACUUAUUUUACAUCAUAGAAUUCAUACUGGUGAAAAACCAUAUAAAUGUGAAGAAUGUGGAAAAGCCUUUAUUCGUAGCUCACAACUCACCCGUCAUCAAAAAGUUCAUACUGGUGAGAAACCUUAUGAAUGUAAAGAAUGUGGAAAGGCCUUUACUCAGAACUCACAACUUACUCUGCACCAGAGACUUCAUACUGGUGAGAAGCUGUAUGAGUGUAAAGAAUGUAGGAAGGUCUUUACUCAGCUCUCACAACUUAUUCUGCAUAGAAGAAUUCAUACUGGUGAGAAACCUUAUGAAUGUAAGGAAUGUGGGAAGGCUUUUAUUUGUGGUUCACAGCUUUCUCAACACCAGAAAAUUCAUAAUGGGGAAAAGCCAUAUGAAUGUAAGGAAUGUGGAAAAGCCUUCAUUCGGGGCUCACUCCUAAUGCAACAUCAAAGAAUUCAUACUGGUGAAAAACCCUAUAAGUGUGAAGAAUGUGGGAAGGCCUUUAUCCGUGGUUCACAACUUACUCAACACCAGAGAAUUCAUACUAAUGAAAAGCCUUAUGAAUGUAAGGAAUGUGGAAAGACCUUUAGUCAUGGCUCACAACUUACUCAACAUCAGAGAAUACAUACUGGUGAAAAGCCCUAUCAAUGUAAGGAAUGUGGAAAGGCCUUUAAUCGUGGCUCGCUCCUUACUCGACAUCAGAGGAUUCACACUGGUGAGAAACCAUAUGAAUGUAAAGAGUGUGGAAAAAAUUUUAGUCGUGGCUCAGAACUUACUCAACAUGAAAGAAUACACACUGGUGAGAAACCCUAUGAAUGUAAGGAAUGUGGGAAGUCUUUUAUUCGUGGCUCACAGCUUACUCAACAUCAAAGGAUCCAUACUGGUGAAAAACCUUAUGAAUGUAAACAAUGCAGAAUGGCCUUUACUCAGAGUUCACAUCUUUCUCAACAUCAGAGACUUCAUACUGGUGAGAAACCCUAUAUAUGUAAUGAGUGUGGAAAGGCCUUUGCUCGUGGCUUAUUGCUUAUUCAACACCAGAGAAUUCAUACAGGUGAGAAACCAUAUCAGUGUAAGGAAUGUGGGAAGGCCUUUAUUCGUGGUUCACAGCUUACUCAACAUCAGCGAAUUCACACUGGAGAAAAACCCUAUGAAUGCAAGGAAUGUGGAAAGGCCUUUAGUCAUGGCUCUCAACUUACUCUACAUCAGAGAAUCCAUACUGGAGAGAAGCCCUAUGAAUGCAAAGAAUGUAGAAAGGCCUUUACUCAGAGCUCUCAUCUUUCUCGACAUCAAAGAAUUCACACUGGUGAGAAACCAUAUCAGUGUAAGGAAUGUGGAAAGUCCUUUACUCGUGGUUCACAACUUACUCAACAUCAGAAAAUACAUAUCACUGAAGAAUCUUUUGACUAUAAAGAAUGUGAACUAGGCUUUAGCUGUAAUACAUUCCUUACUCUGCAUCAAAUAAUGAAUGAUGAAGAGAAACACUAUGAGUGUAAAAAAUGUGGAAAGGCCUUUAGUCAGAGCUCACAAUUUAUUCAACAUCAGCGAAUUCAUAUUGGUGAAAAAUCAUAUGAAUGUAAAGAGUGCGGGAAAUUUUUUAGUUGUGGUUCACAUGUUACUCGACAUCUAAAAAUCCAUACUGGUGAAAAACCCUUUGAAUGUAAAGAAUGUGGAAAGGCCUUCAGUUGCAGCUCAUACCUGUCUCAACAUCAAAGAAUUCAUACUGGUAAGAAACCAUAUGAAUGUAAAGAAUGUGGGAAAGCCUUUAGUUAUUGCUCAAAUCUCAUUGACCAUCAACGCAUUCACACUGGUGAAAAACCAUACGAAUGUAAAGUAUGUGGGAAAGCCUUUACUAAAAGCUCACAACUCUUUCAACACGUGCGAAUUCACACAGGUGAAAAACCCUAUGAAUGUAAGGAUUGUGGCAAAGCCUUUACUCAGAGCUCAAAGCUAGUUCAGCAUCAGAGAAUCCACACUGGGGAGAAACCCUAUGAAUGUAAGGAAUGUGGCAAAGCCUUUAGUAGUGGCUCAGCACUUACCAAUCAUCAGAGAAUUCACACUGGCGAGAAACCCUAUAAUUGUAAAGAAUGUGGGAAGGCUUUCACUCAGAGCUCACAACUUCGUCAGCAUCAAAGAAUCCAUGCUGGUGAGAAACCUUUUGAAUGUCUUGAAUGUGGGAAGGCCUUUACUCAGAACUCACAACUUUUUCAACAUCAGAGAAUCCAUACAGACGAAAAACCAUAUGAAUGUAGUAAAUGUGGCAAGGCCUUUAAUAAAUGCUCAAACCUUACUCGCCACUUGAGAAUUCAUACAGGGGAAAAGCCCUAUAACUGUAAGGAAUGUGGGAAGGCUUUUAGUAGUGGCUCAGAUCUCAUUCGCCACCAGGGAACUCAUAUUAAUGAAUAAUAGAAAUUAUAGCUCUUGUCACCUUCUUAACAUUGUAAAGAAAAAUUGGUAUUUGAUAGUUACCCUCUUCUACUAUGUUCUGUUUAUUUUAUAUCAGUUUUCAAUCCAAAUGAAUAUCACUGAGGUUAUGAAAUUCAAAGUAUAAAUUGACAUCCUCCAGUCUUGUACCAAUGCAAAUUUUUCAAAAAUUAUUUAUUUCCCCAUUGUUUGGGGAUGCAUUAUAUUCUUGUUUAUACAGUAGACUCUCGAGUUAUGACCGGCCUAAUAUAUGAGCAACUUGGGUUAAUUAGGUUAAUAGAAGAUUUUCUGCCUCUUGUUAACUAUUGUGUGUACCCAAGUAGACAUCAGAUCUCAGCUGUAGUGUCUUACAACCAACUUGAGUUAUAACCAGCCCCUGGGAAUUGAGUCCCUAAGUCAAGGAUCCACUGUAUUUGCUUAUGUUUUUAGGAUGGUCUUCUCUUUUUCUGAUCUAUAUAUUUGUGCUUGCACCAGUAUCACACUGUUUUGUGUG